Molecule: messenger RNA, 2028 nt
Organism: Suncus etruscus (white-toothed pygmy shrew)
Lineage: Eukaryota; Metazoa; Chordata; Mammalia; Eulipotyphla; Soricidae
Gene: PPIL4
Product: peptidylprolyl isomerase like 4
Biological process (GO): protein peptidyl-prolyl isomerization
Cellular component (GO): nucleus
Molecular function (GO): RNA binding; peptidyl-prolyl cis-trans isomerase activity
Source: RefSeq, a predicted model, not a curated record
CGCGAGCCGAGGAGGACGUCGCGUUGCGCUGCUCACUCCCGGGCUUGCUGAGCCGGCGUCGGAGGAGGAGACGCCAUGGCGGUGCUCCUGGAGACCACCCUGGGCGACGUCGUCAUCGAUCUGUACACGGAGGAGCGGCCGCGCGCUUGCUUGAAUUUCCUGAAGCUAUGUAAAAUAAAAUAUUAUAAUUAUUGCCUUAUUCACAAUGUGCAGAGGGAUUUUAUCAUACAGACUGGUGAUCCUACAGGGACGGGCCGAGGAGGAGAAUCUGUUUUUGGUCAACUGUAUGGUGAUCAAGCAAGCUUUUUUGAGGUGGAGAAGGUGCCGAGAAUUAAACACAAGAAGAAAGGCACUGUAUCUAUGGUGAACAAUGGCAGUGACCAGCAUGGAUCACAGUUUCUUAUUACCACAGGAGAUAAUCUAGAUUACCUUGAUGGUGUUCAUACAGUGUUUGGUGAAGUGACGGAAGGCAUGGAUAUAAUUAAGAAAAUUAAUGAGACCUUUGUUGACAAGGACUUUGUACCUUAUCAGGAUAUCAGGAUAAAUCAUACAGUGAUUUUAGAUGAUCCAUUUGAUGACCCUCCUGAUUUAUUAAUUCCUGAUCGGUCACCAGAACCUACAAGAGAACAACUUGAUAGUGGGCGAAUAGGAGCAGAUGAAGAAAUUGAUGAUUUCAAAGGAAGAUCUGCUGAAGAAGUAGAAGAAAUAAAAGCAGAAAAAGAGGCCAAAACUCAAGCUAUUCUAUUGGAAAUGGUGGGAGAUCUACCAGAUGCAGACAUUAAACCUCCAGAAAAUGUUCUGUUUGUGUGUAAAUUGAAUCCAGUGACUACAGAUGAGGAUCUGGAGAUAAUAUUUUCAAGAUUUGGGCCAAUAAGAAGUUGUGAAGUUAUCCGGGACUGGAAGACUGGAGAAUCCCUCUGUUAUGCUUUUAUUGAAUUUGAAAAGGAAGAAGAUUGUGAAAAAGCAUUCUUCAAAAUGGACAAUGUACUUAUAGAUGACAGAAGAAUCCAUGUGGAUUUCAGCCAGUCAGUUGCGAAAGUUAAGUGGAAAGGAAAAGGUGGUAAAUAUACAAAGAGUGAUUUCAAGGAAUAUGAAAAGGAACAGGACAAAUCAUCUAAUUUGGUUCUGAAAGACAAAGUCAAGCCUAAACAAGAUGCAAAAUAUGAUCUGAUAUUAGAUGAGCAGGAGGAAGACUCGAAAUCAAGUCAUUCGCACACAAGUAAAAAGCACAAGAAAAAAACCCGUCACUGCUCUGAAGAAAAAGAAGACGAGGACUACAUGCCGAUCAGAAAUACUAAUCAGGACAUCUAUCGGGAGAUGGGAUUCGGACACUACGAAGAGGAAGAGAGCUGCUGGGAGAAACAGAAGAGCGAAAAGAGAGACCGACCUCCGCACCGGAGCCGCAGCCGUCGGGAAAGGGACAGCCACUACGGCUCGAGCCACAAGGCCAAGUACCAGGCCGAUCCCUACGAGAGGGAAAGGAGUAAAAAAAGAGACCGGAGCCGGAGUCCCAAGAAAUCCAAAGAGAAAGAGAAAUCCAAGUACCGAUGAACCCAGGGCGGGUGUCUGACGUGUUCCUCGUUUCUCGCUUCAGUUCCUGCCCCGAGCCAGGCCUGCUGGGCGCACUUCAACUGCCACUUUUUCUGGACUUGGCUCCCGGGCACCAAGACAGAAGCAGCAGCUAGACAUUUUCUUUGUGUACGUUUUCUACAAUUUUAUUGUUAUACAUAAGAGUAGUCUUCAUGCAGAAAGUCUUUCACAUUUCUCACUUUUUUAAAAAAAGUUUCAUAAUUAUUAAAAAAAAAAAAAAAAAAAGCACGAGUCUGUGAAGAUAAAAGGAUAAUAAGGGGCCAAGGGUUUUAACCCUGGCCUCGGGCUUUCCCUCGGCCACUCCCCAGCUCUCUGAGUGUGACUCUCAGAAUACUAGUAAUCAGAAGCUAGAAAUAUAUAUGUAUGUAUCUGUGUGUGUGCAGCCAUUUACCUUUAUUUUAGAAUUCUCUUCAUGUCCUCUUCUAAUAAUUUUUUUUU